CGGCGCAGUCCAGAUUCGUACACGAUAGCGUCAUAGUUUAUAUUUUUGGCGCGGCUCAUUUUUAGGUUAUACAUCAUAAUGGCGCUUAAACCCAAGUUUACCUACUUUAAUUGUAUCGGUCUCGGCGAGCCCAUACGAUUCCUGUUUGCUUACUUGGACCGAGACUAUGAUGACAACAGGUUUGAGGACGAUGUUUGGGAUAAACUGAAACCGACAACCCCCUGGGGCAAGGUGCCAGUGCUGGAGGUGGAGGGACAGAAACCGGUGGUGCAGUCCAUCGCUAUCGCCAGGUAUCUGGCCAAAGAGGCUGGGCUCACUGGCAAUGAUCCCUGGGAGGACCUCAGGAUCGACGAGAUCGUCUACGUCAUCAACGACUUAAGGGCUGAACUCGCCAAAUACCAAUAUGAAGAGAAUAAGACUAAAAAACAGGAGUUGGAAGGGCCUCUGUUUGACACCACAGUACCCUUCUAUAUGUCCCGGAUUGAGGCUCACGCGAAGUCUAACGAUGGUUUCCUCGCCAACGGGAAGCUAUCCUGGGCUGAUAUUUACUUUGCCGCCAUCAGCGACUACCUGAGCCACAUGAACCGGCAGAAGGAUAUCCUGGAAGGAUGCCCAACCUUGAAAGCUCUGAAGGAAAAGGUCUUCUCUCUACCCAAGAUCAAAGCUUAUGUCGCGAAGAGACCUAUUACAGACGAACUUAAGCACUGAAUAUUUGUAGUGGUUGACUGAAAUAUGUAAUUUAAUCAUAUGUAACAUUAAACCUAUAUAAUUAUAAUAAAUCCCUUUCUUUCAGUU
Homalodisca vitripennis (glassy-winged sharpshooter) is the source of this 795-nucleotide messenger RNA. RefSeq names its product glutathione S-transferase-like. The transcript is spliced from 4 exons. The record is from RefSeq and is a predicted model, not a curated record. Gene Ontology annotation, biological process: glutathione metabolic process. NCBI's taxonomy places the organism in Eukaryota, Metazoa, Arthropoda, Insecta, Hemiptera, Cicadellidae. Gene Ontology annotation, molecular function: glutathione transferase activity. Bases 79 to 708 code for a protein of 209 amino acids.